UGGCAGCAGUCCAUGGGGGUGGCAGGAGCAAGCUGCUAAAAUGCUCCCAGACUGUGGUGCCAAUUGUCUGCAGGUCUGCAUGCAGCAAAGCAAUAACCUCUUCUGAAGGGAUCAUGCAGUUCAGCCAAGUUUGGGAGAGGAAAGGCAGAGCCUGUGAGAGAAGCUCAAGGAGGAGAGCUGCAUCUGGGUCCAGACCUGCAAGGACAGUCACCAGGAUGCCUGUUUAGAGACCUGCUACCACAGCAGAUAAGUGCAGUGUUUGUUAACGUGUCUGGGCAGCAUUAUCACCCUUUGGAGAUGCUUCCACAAAGUCAGAGGACUGGUGUGCCAAUACCACCCUGCCAUGGGCACUGACAGGGCUGCAGCCAGCGGUGGCUCCAGGCAGCCUUGAUAUCUCCCAUCACUGCAUGGGCCCACACAGCUCCUGCCCUGAUUCCGCUUCGCCUGUGUGUGUUAAGCUGCACUGGUAAGAGAAGCCUCAUCUUGAAUGCAGACACAGUGAAGGCAUCAACGCAGGAGCCAUGUGGCAGGUGACGGGCUCCUUGUGCCGGGCCGGCUCCCGUGGCUGGCAGAGGCGGCUGCCCUGGCCCAGCCGCACGGAGCCCUGUGAUAGGCCUCCCCCUGCGAUGGCCUCCCCCUGCAGCCUCUCCUCGGCGGCACCCUCCAUCCGCCUCUCGCCCGCCACCUGCAGCCUUUUCGACGAGCCGCUGGCCAUCGCCGUGCAGGGCCUGGGCCCGCGGCAGCCGAUCACGCUGCGGGCGUCCUUGCGGGACGAGACGGGCGAGCUCUUCCAGACCUGCGCCCGCUACCAAGCCGGCUACGACGGGGAGCUGGACCUCGCCCGCUGCCCCGCUCUGCCGGGAGGCAGCUUCUGCGGCCUGGAGCCCAUGGGGCUGCUCUGGGUUUUGCAGCCCCAGAAGCCCUUCUGGCGGCUGGUGAAGUGGGACGUGCAGACCCCCUUCGUCCUGGAGCUGGACGUAUUUGAUGGCCACGGGGACCCUCCCGGGCAGCUCCAGGCCCAAGCACAGCACGAGCGGGCGUGCCUGCAGGAUGGGGUGCGCAGAGUCCCGGUCCGAGACGGGAGGAUCCGGGCAACGCUUUUCCUGCCUCCCGGAAAUGGCCCCUUUCCAGGCAUUAUUGACUUGUGCAGAGUUGGAGGAGGACUCCUAGAUAGAGCAUGACUGCUGGCCAACUAGGGCUUUACUGUGCUGGCUCUGGCUUACUAUGGCUAUGAAGAUCUUCCCAAACAGAUGAAGGAACUCCACCUGGAAUAUUUUGAAGAAGCCGUAAACUUUUUACAACACACCCAGGUUAAAGGCCCAGGGAUUGGGUUGCUUGGAAUUUCCAAAGGGGGCGAACUGUGUAUCUCCAUGGUCUCCUUCCUAAAGGGUAUCACAGCCACUGCCCUUAUAAACGGCUCAGUGGCAAAUACGGGCGCAGUGCUCUGCUACAAGGACAUCACCAUUCCAUCCCUUGGUUUCAGUCCAGAAUGUGUCAAGAUCAGCAAGUCUGGGAUUGCUGAUGUUGUUGACAACCCACUAGAAGGGCCUGACCACCAAAGCUUCAUCCCUUUGGAGAAGGCUGAGUGUCGCUUCUUGUUCAUUGUUGGCCAGGAUGAUCACAACUGGAAAAGUGAAUUCUUUGCAGUUGAGGGGAGCAAACGUUUGCAAGCUCACGGGAAGGAAAAGCCUGAGAUAGUCUGCUAUCCUGGAGCAGGGCACUACAGACCCCCUUUUUUCCCAAUGUGUGCAGCCUCAAUGCACCAGCUGGUUGGCAAGCCUGUGAUUUGGGGAGGAGAGCCCAAGGCACACUGUGAGGCACAGGUAGAUGCUUGGUAGCAGAUCCGAGCUUUCUUCUGCAAACACCUCAUGGGCAAGCCAUCUGGAACAUCUCGUAAGCGGUGAUAUGACUUAGGUUACUUUAGAGAGGAAAAGUCUGGUGUUUCAAAUUUGUUAUGUUAUAUGCCUCUGAAUGAGAACAAAGAACAUCAGAGAAUAAGUUGUUGGGUUUCUUGGGGGAUGAUAGUAAGUGAAGGCACGAGGGCUGCUUUCUUUUAACACCCUCCUCUAACAUCGUUUAGAGGUCUUAGUGCCAUGUUAUGUGUAGUAUGGGAUUACAAGCUGUAGAAAAAUGGUGGUAAGGUUGGAUCUGCUUUAAAUGUUAAUUUCACUGGAAGGUAACUUAUUCAAGCUGAGAACUGGGAUAAGAAUUUGCCUUGGUUUUCUUAGAAGAAACAUUAUGUUUGCCAUUGUCCUUACCAGAGCUAGAUUUGGGCUCUGGUUUUUCUGGAAGCAGCUAUUCUGUCUUCCUGCCUCCACUAAUCUUUCUCCCUGUGCACAUUGUUGCUCCUUCCUCUUCUCCCGUAUCACUGAGAUGCAUCUGCCUUAACACUUAGUCUCUAGUAUUUCAUUCACCAAAAGAAGCAAUACUGUGCCUGCAUCUUCAGAGAAUACAUCUCCCAUUUAUAGCCAACAA
Pezoporus occidentalis (night parrot) is the source of this 2475-nucleotide messenger RNA. Its product is annotated as acyl-coenzyme A thioesterase 1-like. The record is from RefSeq and is a predicted model, not a curated record. Gene Ontology annotation, biological process: acyl-CoA metabolic process; fatty acid metabolic process. Lineage: Eukaryota; Metazoa; Chordata; Aves; Psittaciformes; Psittacidae. Gene Ontology annotation, molecular function: fatty acyl-CoA hydrolase activity.